Molecule: messenger RNA, 3739 nt
Organism: Anoplopoma fimbria (sablefish)
Lineage: Eukaryota; Metazoa; Chordata; Actinopteri; Perciformes; Anoplopomatidae
Gene: cand2
Product: cullin-associated and neddylation-dissociated 2 (putative)
Biological process (GO): protein ubiquitination; SCF complex assembly
Cellular component (GO): nucleus
Source: RefSeq, a predicted model, not a curated record
AGGCAGCAGGAUGUCCACCGCGUCCUUCCACAUCUCCAACCUGUUGGAGAAAAUGACAUCAACCGACAAAGACUUUCGGUUCAUGGCCACCAACGACCUGAUGCUGGAGCUGCAGAAGGACAGCAUCAAGCUGGACGAGGACAGUGAGAGGAAGGUGGUGACGAUGCUCCUCAAACUGCUGGAGGACAAGAACGAGGUUCAGAACCUCGCCGUCAAAUGCCUGGCCCCUCUGGUGAGUAAGGUGAAGGAGCCUCAGGUGGAGACGAUGGUGGACACGCUGUGCUCCAACAUGACGUCGGACAAAGAGCCGCUGAGAGACAUCUCCAGCAUGGGACUGAAGACCGUGAUCGCUGAGCUACCGCUGUCUUCAUCAGGUUUGAGCCUGACGGUCAGUGUGUGUAAGAAGAUCACCUCUCAGCUGAUUGGUGCGAUGGGGAAACAAGAGGACGUGUCCGUUCAGCUGGAGGCUCUGGACAUCCUGUCGGACAUGUUGGGGAGGCUGAGUGGAGCUCUGGUCAGCUUUCACAGCUCUCUGCUCUCCAGUCUGCUGCCUCAGUUAACCAGCCCCAGGAUGGCGGUCAGGAAGCGCUCCAUCUUGGCUCUCGGUCACCUGGUGCCCUGCUGUAGCCCCGCCCUCUUCACCCAGCUGACUGAACACCUGUUGACAGAGUUGGCCAAGGCCCCGCCCACAUCCAUGACGAGGACGUACAUCCAGUGCCUGGCAACCAUCAGUCGUCAGGGCGGCCAUCGAGUCGGUGAACAUUUAGAGAAGCUGAUCCCGAUGGUGGUGAAGUUCACCGGUGUGGAGGACGACGAGCUGAGAGAGUAUUGUUUCCAGGCCUUUGAAGCCUUCAUACGCAGGUGUCCAAAGGAGAUGUCUCCCCAUAUUGCCACGGUAACACAGCUUUGUCUAAAGUUCAUGACCUUUGACCCGAACUACAACUAUGAUGACGAGGAGGAGGAAGAGGACAGCAUGGACGUAGAGGACGGGCUGGACGAAGAAUCCGAUGAGGAGUACAGUGAUGAUGACGAUAUGAGCUGGAAGGUGCGUCGCUCCUCCAUCAAGUGUCUGGAGGCGCUGAUCACCUCCCGCCGUGACCUCCUGCUCUCCUUCUACUCCUCCGUCUGUCCCGCUCUGCUCGCUCGCUUCAAGGAGCGCGAGGAGAACGUGAGGGCCGACGUCUUCGCCGCCUUCUCCGCGCUGCUGAGGCAGACACGGGCGGGAUCGAACCGCCGGGGCCUCGUCACGGCCUCGGAGUCAUCGGGGAGCAGGAAGGAGGAAGAGGAGGAGGAGGAGCCAGGAGUCGCCAUGCUGAAGAAACAGGUUCCUCUGAUAGUGAAGGCUCUCCACAGACAGCUGAAGGAGAAGAGUGUUAGAUCUCGACAGGGCGGCUUCAGUCUGCUGACUGAACUCAGUCACACUGUUCCUGGAGCUCUGGAGACACACAUACCUGCUCUGAUACCUGGCAUCGUCUUCUCCCUGACAGACCGCUCCACCUCCUCCACCAUGAGGAUUGAUGCUCUCUCCUUCUUCCACGUUCUCCUCCUGUCUCACCCUCCUCAGGCCUUUCAGCCACACAUGCAGGUUCUUGCCCCCCUGGUGGUGGCCUGUGUCUCGGAGGACUCCUUCUAUAAGAUCACCUCUGGAGGCUCUACCGUUCGUCAGCAGCUGGUCAGAGUGAUAAGGCCGUCGGGACAGAGCGCCACAGAUGAUAAUGACCCUGGACUGGUUCCUCCUCAGGUGUUUCCUGUCACCCUGAAGAGGCUGAAGGCGACCGACAUCGACCAGGAGGUGAAGGAGAGGGCCAUUUCCUGCAUGGGUCACAUGGUGUGUCACCUUGGCGACCACCUGGGGGCGGAGCUUCAGGGGGUCCUGGUGAUCUUCCUGGAGAGGUUGAAGAACGAGAUCACCAGACUGACCGCCGUCCGGACCAUCACGCUCAUCGCUGCCUCACCGCUAAAGAUCAACCUGUCCUCCAUCCUCCCGGAGACUCUGUCCGUGUUGGGAUCUUUCUUGAGGAAGAACCAGCGAGCUCUGAAGCUCGCCACGCUGGCCUGUCUGACCGCGCUGGUCACGCAUCACGCCGCCGGCAUCAAACCCGCGGCCCUGGAGCCCGUCCUGAGCGAGCUGCCUGCUCUGGUGGACGAGAGCGACAUGCACGUAUCACAGGUGUCCAUCUCCUUGCUGACCUCCAUGUCCAGAGCCUGCUCCUCCUCCUUGGCUAAGAUCAGCUCCUCGGUGCUGCCGGGCGUCUUCAGACUGGUCCACUCUCCUCUGCUGCAGGGAGGAGCGCUGGCCGCCAUACUGGACCUCCUGCAGGCGCUGGUUCUGUCCAAAACCAGUAACCUGGGCUACAGUCAGUUGCUGAAGUCUCUCACAGGUCCGUUCCACACCUCCCAGUCCUCCCUCCUCCACAGACAGUCGUACCAGUCUGUAGCUCGUUGUGUAGCAGCGUUGUCCUCCUCCUGCCCCUCAGAGACACCGGCCACGGUGGCCGGACUCCUGCAGGAGGUGAAGAAUCCAGGUUCUCCUGAGUCGGCUCGUGUCCUGGCUCUGUUGUGUUUGGGGGAGGUGGGGAGGAGCGGCAGCCUGGGAGGAAGUAAGGAGGUGAAGGGAGUCCUCCUGGAGGCCAUCUCCUCCACCAACGAGGAGGUGAAGACGGCGGCGUCCUGCGCUCUGGGCAGCAUGGCGGUCGGCAGCCUGAACGACUACCUCCCCUUCCUGCUGAAGGAGAUCUCCUCCCAGCCGAGGAGACAGUACCUCCUGCUGCACUCCCUCAAGGAGGUCAUCAGUGCCUGUCCAGCCUCUAGUCUGUCCCCCCAUGUGGAGUCCAUCUGGACUCUGCUGAUUCAGAACUGUGAGUGUGAGGAGGAAGGAACCAGGAACCUGGUGGCUGAAUGUUUGGGGAAGCUGACUCUGGUGAACGCCGAUCAGCUGUUACCACGACUGAGGCAGCAGCUCAGAGCCGGUUCUCCUCUGGCUCGAAGCACCGUGGUGACGGCCGUCAAGUUCACCAUCGUCGACCAACCGGCUGCCAUCGACGCCCUGCUGAAGGACUGCAUAGGCGACUUCCUGAAGACCCUGCAGGACGAGGACAUCAACGUCCGCCGCGUCUCUCUGGUGAUGUUCAACUCCGUGGCUCACAACAAGCCGUCUCUGAUCCGUGGUCUCCUAGCAACCGUGCUGCCUCACCUGUACAGGGAGACCCAGAUCAGGAAGGACCUCAUCAGAGAGGUGGAGAUGGGUCCGUUCAAACACACAGUGGACGACGGUCUGGACGUGCGUAAGGCGGCGUUCGAGUGCAUGUACACGCUGCUGGACAGCUGCCUGGACGGGCUGGACGUCCUGCAGUUCCUGGAUCACGUGGAGGAAGGACUCAAAGAUCACUACGACAUCAGGAUGCUGACGUUCCUGAUGUUAGCCCGACUGGCCUCUCUGUGUCCUGCAGCUGUUCUCCAGCGUCUGGACCGACUCAUAGAGCCUCUUAAAGCUACCUGCUCCACCAAGGUGAAGGCCGGCUCCGUGAAGCAGGAGUUUGAGAAGCAGGAGGAGCUGCGGCGCUCAGCGAUGCGUGCUGUCGCCGCCCUGCUGGCCGUGCCCGAGGUGGAGAGGAGCCCCAGCAUGGCCGACUUCGCCAACAUGAUCAGAACCAACGCAGACAUGGCGUCCAUCUACCAGAGCGUCCAGGGGGGGGAGGGAGGGGGGGAGGGCCCCGCAGAGAACAUGGACAUCAGCUAG